This is a messenger RNA of Jaminaea rosea, 896 nucleotides long. RefSeq lists its product as hypothetical. The coding region runs from base 308 to 706 and encodes 132 amino acids. The record is from RefSeq and is a predicted model, not a curated record. The transcript has a single exon. Lineage: Eukaryota; Fungi; Basidiomycota; Exobasidiomycetes; Microstromatales.
UGUCUCACGGGAUUUGGCUUGCUCUCUACCCCGUCGUGAAUCCAUAUCGCCUGCUCGCGGCCGCAAAGGAGCAGCUGCGCUAGAUAGGUCCAUCAUCGUCGCUGCGGUGGAUCGACGACCGCUGAACCGUUCCUCCUGAACCAAGACGCCAAGUGGAGAUAGGGCUCGAUACGGAUGGUUCGCCAUCAGCAACGACGACGAGGCACUCACACUUCGACGAAUGGCGGCCUAUUGUGCGCUCUGUCGCCGUCCAUAGCUCGACAGAUGAGCAGGUCUUGAUACCCCUGCCAUUCGCAUCUUACGCACGAUGAUCUCUCUGGGUGCGAGCAUCUUCUUCUUUCUUCCCCGCAUUGCAUUCACUCCCAUCAUCGAGGCGAAACAUGUCGUCUGUUCUUGGAAGGUCGGCAUCUCUACGCCCGACAAGUACGGCUUUGAAAAGGCGAGUCACUCAUGCCUACCUUCCUCGGCCAUUCGUAGAUCUCUGACUCCUCGGCCGUCCCCGAACGUAUCUCGGCGGCAGUUCUGCACCGCCUCUGCUCUCAUCAAAGAAGUGCAAGACAAUACCACGGGGCUCAACAAGACGACGGCGACCUUCUCGUGCUCUGGGCCCUUCCAAAAUAACGUGGUCACGCCUGCCUCAUGGGGCUUGCUCCGGGAGAAUGUCCUCGAGUUUGGUGAACAGUAUACCGUUGUGGCUGUAGCAUAGUAUCGGAUGAGCUCUCGCUGAAGGUGACUGCCCAUUCGCGCUCGCGCGCUCAGCCACUCCCUGCGGCGAUGGCGGCUGGUACGUGAUGGCUCAUGACUACUGUCCUGAGCGGAAUUUCGCCAUGUGCUUGGGCACGGUCAGUCGGCGACCAGCGGAUCCUCAGUGCUGGUAUCUCCAUAGAAAGGACGAU